AAUUGGGAGCAAACGAAAGUUCCCGGGCUCCACCCGUCCAUGUCGAUGAGCGAUCUCGUGAAUCACAUUGGACAGUGUAUUACAGAGCAGAUGACCGGGGCGAAUCCAUCAUUUGCCAAUCAAGGACUGGGAUACCAAGACAUACUAGAAGAUAUUGCACAGUCUCUGCUGAACGACAACCAAUCUACAACUUCUGAUGAGAAAUCUCUCAUGAAAAGAGUCAAUUCUCUCUGUUGUCUCUUGCAGAAAGAUCCAACCAAUACCACAACUCAGAAUUCACUGUUCAAUGAAGAAAGUCGUGGCGAAGGACCCGAUGAUAGGAAGAGCAAUAAAGUCGGCAACGUAUUGAGGGGCGAUGUCGAAGCUGCUUUUACCGACGACGUAAAAGAUAACUCAGAUACUAAGCAGACAAUCGGUAUGUCUAGGAAGGAUUCGUUCAGCGAAUUGAUGUUGCAUCUUCCUCGAAUCACUUCUAUCCCGAAUUUUUUGUUCAACAUCUCAGAAGACGGUGAAAGGUGAGUCUGGCUGUGAAAUGUUUCUGUACAUUGUUUCGGAAAUUGGCUACCGGGUAGACGAGCAAAUCCUCAUGGGAUUCUGAAAUAUGUAUUGAUGAAGAAUCCUGUAUGUAUGUGUUGUAAUUCAUGUAUUUAGGCAUUUUAUGUAUGUCUGCAGCACAGAUGUUUUAAUUCUUUCCCCUGUGAUGUUAUGUUAUGAGAGAGCCGCCCACCUUACAUAAGCUGUAAAUGGAAAUUACCCCUUUGGUGAAUCACUCUAUUCUAGAGUUUAUAUACAAUUUGAAACAAAAUUAGCCGCA
Molecule: messenger RNA, 814 nt
Organism: Cucurbita pepo subsp. pepo (vegetable marrow)
Lineage: Eukaryota; Viridiplantae; Streptophyta; Magnoliopsida; Cucurbitales; Cucurbitaceae
Source: RefSeq, a predicted model, not a curated record